Molecule: messenger RNA, 1557 nt
Organism: Naumovozyma castellii
Lineage: Eukaryota; Fungi; Ascomycota; Saccharomycetes; Saccharomycetales; Saccharomycetaceae
Gene: AIM14
Product: putative metalloreductase
Exons: 1
Coding region: 1-1557 (518 amino acids)
Source: RefSeq, a predicted model, not a curated record
AUGACUUCAGCUGAAGAAUUGAAUUUUACUGCUUUAUCUAAGAGACAUGAAGGUGCAAGUCACUACGCUAAUAUAUGGUACGGACAUUAUGUGUUCUCUAUCACUAUCGUGUAUGCUAUGAUAGUUGUUCUGUUGCAAUAUAUGAACAAGAGAUCAAGAACUCCAGUGAAAAAUAGAUUCUUAAGAAGAAUUAGAUUCUUUGAUCCCUGGGCGCAUCUCACUUUACUUUCUAUCCCAAUUAUUAUUGCAUUUUUCAGUUCUCAUUAUUCAUGGAGAAAAAACCUUAGUGUCUACAUGAAAAGAGUUGGAAGAUUAAGUUAUGCUUUGAUCCCAUUGAAUUUAUUCUAUAAUUUGAGAUUUUCCAAUUCUAUGAAUUACAUCGAUUUGAUCCCUUUGCAUAAAUGGCUUUCAAGAAUUUUGUGCCUUUUGGCAUUGAUACAUAGUAUUGCCUUCUUUAUUAUGUGGGCAACAGAAGGGGUACUCGUUGAGGCAGUUAGUGAUCCAUACAUGGCUCUUGGUGUGGCAAUUUUUGCCAUGGUCAUCAUACUGAUGUUUUGCUCAUUAAAACCAUUUAGACGCAGAUAUUAUAAUGCCUUUUACAUUAUCCAUAACUUAAUGAAUUUUUCCUUCAUUAUAAUGACACCUAUUCAUUCAAAGCCCGGUAUCGUUUUCCCAUUGCUGAUUACCAAUAUUAUAUUGUUAUGCCUUCAAAUAUUCAUUAAGAUGUGGUUUGUAAAACCAGUCACUGUUGUUAAAAAGAUUGUUGAAUCAGAUUCUUCAUUGGUCGUUAUUCAGUUUCCAAGAGAAUGCAUUGAUCGUCCUGACUUUUCACUUAUUACACAUGUGAGAAUAUCUGAAUACAGUAGCAGAUGGAAUCCAUUGUUUUGGAUAUACCCUUCUCAUCCAUACACAGUGGCCUCCAUAGCAGGAGAUAAUACUCUGGACUUAGUCAUCACUGAGAAUACUUUCAAACUUAAAGAGGGCCAUAAAUAUGCUAUGAUCAACUAUUACUGUCAACAAUCUAAGAUCCCACCAUCGUUUUUCGAAAGGGACCCAGCAAGAUUAAGAGACGUUCAAAUUAUUUGUGGUGGAAGUGGGAUCGCCUUUGGAUUGCCCAUUUUCAGAUAUUUGCUCAAUUUAGAAAAUAGUGGCAUGGAAUCAAACAUUAAAAGGUGUGAACUGAUUUGGUUAAUAAAUGAUGUUGUACAAUUGGAUGUGUUGAAACAUAUCUUCAAAUAUGAUUCGAUGCCAGAGAAUUUCACUUUCAGAGUAUUCGUUUCUCACACUGCAGGAGGUAACAGUGGAAGUGUUGGUGAUUUGUCUGAUAACACAGAUCUUGAGAUUGAAAUGGAUUCCUUAGCCAUUAAGAAUGGAGAAGAAGCGCCUUAUCAAAAUGUUAAAUUUAGAAGAUUCGAUUUUGUUGACGAUGCCAAGCAUUUGAAGGAAAGUUUUGAUCCUUGGGUUUUCUGUUGUGGACCAGAUAGAUUAAUUAGCGGUGCGACACAAUUUGCUAAAGAUGGUAACAUCAAUUUAGUAACGGAAAGCUAUGGAUUCUAA